AGCCUCUGCCGUGCCAGAGCCCGGCCGUCCCCUCCACUGCUGCACCCUCGCCCGGCACAGGAACCAGAGGCGCCGCCAUGCAGCUCCGCCUGCUCCUCUGCCUGGCGCUCCUCAGCCCGCAGGGCUCCAGCCUCCGCCACCAGCACUCCUGGCCGGCCAGGAAGAGGGCCAGGGAGCUGCCGGCCGCCGCCACGGCCGCCCCCGCUCACAGGAACUUCACCUUCGACCUCUUCAGGGCCUUGGUGGCCGCCGACCCCGACCAGAACAUCUUCUUCUCCCCGCUGAGCAUCUCCAUGCCGCUGGCCAUGAUCUCCCUGGGGGCGCGGUCCAGCACGAAGGCGCAGAUCCUGGAGGGCCUGGGCCUCGGCGCCCAGGGCGGCCCCGAGGAGGACGCGCUCCACCAGGGCUUCCGCCGGCUGCUGCAGGGGCUGCGCCGGCCCCCGGAGGACCUGCAGCUGAGCCUGGGCAGCGCGCUGUUCGUCCGGCCCGCCGUGCGCGUCCGGGACGCCUUCCUGAGCGCCAUGAGGACGCUGUACCUGGCAGACGCGGUCCCCACCAACUUCGAGGACCCCGCAGCGGCCCAGAAGCAGAUCAACGAUUACGUGGCCAAGCAGACGGAAGGCAGGAUCGUGGACUUGGUGAAGGACUUGGACAGCUCCGAGGUCAUGGUCAUGGUGAGCUACAUCUUCUUCAAAGCUAAGUGGGAGACUCGCUUCGACCCCCAGAGCACCCGCAUGCAGGACUUCCACGUGACCCCGGAGACGGUGGUUCAGGUGCCCAUGAUGAGGCGCGAGGACGAGUUUGACUACCUCCUGGACCGGAGCCUCUCCUGCAGGGUCGUGGGGCUCCCCUACCAAGGCAACGCCACGGCCCUCUUCGUUCUCCCCAGCGAGGGCCGGAUGGAGAAGGCGGAGGCCGGCCUGAACCAGGAGAUCCUAACCAAGUGGCUCAAGAAGCUCACAAAGAGGAAGCUCCAGCUUUACCUUCCCAAGUUCUCCAUCGAGGGCUCCUACCAGCUGGAGACAAUCCUCCCCACGCUGGGCAUCAGGGACCUCUUCACCUCCCGCGCCGACCUGGCCGGCUUCACCAACCACUCCAACAUCCAGGUGUCUCAGAUGGUGCACAAAGCCGUGGUGGAGGUGGACGAGUCGGGGACCCAAGCGGCCGCAGCCACGGGUGUGGUGUUUGCAUUCAGGUCGGCCCGAGUGGGCUCUCAGAUGAUCGUGUUCAACAGGCCCUUCCUGAUGGCGAUCGUGAACGCUGAGGGCGUCCUCUUCCUGGGCAAGGUGACCCGCCCCGCGGGGGCGCACUCCUCCUGAGCCCCGGCCUCCCCAGCGGGCGGUGCGGCGCUCUGUGGCCACCCGUCUGCGGAGGCCUAGUGAGACGCGCAGGCUGAGUGACGAGCGAGACCUCCGCAAGCAACAGUAGCAGCACCGACGCGCCAGGACGGCUUCUUCCCGCACCCGGCGAGGCCAGGCGCCCGGAAGGGCCGGAGGACACUCGGUCACGCCCUCGCCGCUCACCAGUGGCGAUUCGCACUGAGGCCCCGAGAGCUUGACGGACUUGUCCAAGGUCACACGGCAGGUUAGAAGCCCAGGACCCGGCCCCUGAUUCCCAGCCCAGCGCCACCGGCUCCACAGGAAGGUGGUCCCAGUAGACAUUCCGCCAGGAAGCAUGUGUCCAAGCCCAGCCCCUCCCCACCCCAACCCCCCUCAAGCCCCCCGUCAGCAACACCGGCCGCCAUCCUGAUGGUUGAGAGGGAGCACUGGGACGGAGUCUGCAGUGGGGCUCUGGCCCGGCCAACCAGCUGUGUGACGUUGGGGUCAUGCUCUCCCUCUCUGGACUCGGUUUCUCCACGAAUGCACUGAAGGGUCAGGUCGAGGACAGAAGGGUCCUGACAUCAUGUCGAAAGGCUGGAGUGUCACCUGCCAAUCACAGCUGACAUCACCACUCCUCCUUUGAGAAAAGCGAGGGGACCGUGGGGUGGAGGUGGCCCGCCCAGGGCCAUCCCGUCCCGUGGAGGGAGUUACAGCCCCGGGGCGUGGCUGGCGGGGGCAUGGAGGCCCGGUGCCAACCCUAGGCUAUCGUUUGAAGACCCUGCUGACCGGGGGUGGGCUGCAGUGCCCGCCAUAGCAAUAAAGCG
Messenger RNA from Eptesicus fuscus (big brown bat), 2143 nucleotides. Its product is annotated as plasma serine protease inhibitor-like. Gene Ontology annotation, biological process: negative regulation of endopeptidase activity. Gene Ontology annotation, molecular function: serine-type endopeptidase inhibitor activity. NCBI's taxonomy places the organism in Eukaryota, Metazoa, Chordata, Mammalia, Chiroptera, Vespertilionidae. The record is from RefSeq and is a predicted model, not a curated record. The coding region runs from base 78 to 1319 and encodes 413 amino acids. The transcript is spliced from 5 exons.